AUGAUGUUAUUCGCUCGUUUUCUACCAUCUCCGGGGCUCCACUCCGGCUCGCAAACCGAAUCAGUGGAGGAAAAGGAUGGAAAGGAUGGGAAGGAUGGACCAGCAUCAUCGAAGCAUGUUCCGUGGUAUCUGCAGGAUGAAACCUCGGUCACCGAGCCGGUUUUGUCGCGAGACCAGAUUCCAGCUCUCCCAGAGGACCCGCCAGCAAUUCUUCCCGUGCUUCUCGACUAUACGUUUAAAGACUUGGGUCUGGAUGAGUUAAAGCUGUUUGACCUACGGGGCCUUGAAACUCCGCCAGCUCUCGGGGCUAAUGUCAUCAUGAUCAUCGGCACUGCUCGCAGUGUUAAGCACCUAAACGUCUCGGCAGAUCGUCUCUGCCGCUGGCUGAGGAGUAACUAUAAGCUCACACCCUAUGCAGAUGGGUUGCUGGGUCGGAACGAGCUAAAGAUCAAGCUUCGCCGCAAAGCCCGUCGGGCUAGAAUCGCUAGCCAGGCUGGAGCAAUGUUCGAUGAAAAGGAUGACGGGAUCACCACUGGAUGGAUCUGUGUAAAUGCGGGUGUCGUUGAGGAGAGUCCCAUCGAGGAGCAAGUAGAAGAUCGAGGAUUUGAAGGGUUCGGUCGGGCUGCUGCAGGUACGCGGGUUGUGGUGCAGAUGUUCACAGAGGAAAAGCGAGCGGAUGUCAAUCUGGACGGUCUUUGGGAGGCUACCCUGAAACGAGCCGAGCGAGAGAAACAGAAAUAUUCCGAGGUCACUUCCGACGCGCCCCCGAAAGAGGUUCGUUUUCCUGCGACGGUAAAUUCAUCAUCUUCUGACCGUGAUAUUCGACAAAUUCCCAGGUCCUCAGUAAGCAUCCCGUUGGAGCAGAGGAGGGGUCUACACAAUGUCAACCUCAGGUCUCCUGAAUCGAUUCACGAUACUACCCAACAUUCCCUCGGAUCCGGAAUAUCUAUGGAUUCCUUGUUCCAGUAUAUCUCCGGACUUUCAGAUGAAAAGGCUCUUAGUGAAUUGGGAAGUGGUCCUGCAGAUCGGGAAUCGACUCUUUUCCUGCGACUUUUUUAUGAUCGGCCACCGGAGUUUUCUGCAGAAGAAGAGGCCGAAGCCCAGAUUCGACUGAUGUGCCUGGCAAUUUCUCGACAGCAUCAGGCAUACAGUAAAGAGAACCUAUGGAAGACUUUCAUGGACUACCAUUGCUCUAGUUAUCAUUUCUCCGAUGAAAUGGGGUUUGAAGUUGUUUCAGCUAUGUUGGCGGAACGACCUAUAAACUUGGAGGGUGAGACGCCUUCAAAUUGCUUGCCCGACGAGGAUAUAGAGCUUGCUCUGCGCGUUUUGGAACAUCUCAGCAUGCGGGGUACCGAUGUUUUGAACAUGAAAGUAUUCAACUUGUUGUAUGAUGUUGCUGGCAGGAUGAAAGGCCUGGCCCUUCGUCGGGUCUCACAGGUGAUUGAGGCUCUCAAUGUUCCAUUUGACCCCGAGCAAGCCCGCAUUCUCAUGGUCUCUUUAUUCCGAAAUAAAGACUAUGAUGGAUUCUGGAAGCUAUGGCGCAAGCUCCCUCUCAGUGGUAGCCCUCGGACUGCUGCGGACUACGAACAGCUUUUCCAACUCCAUGCUGAUCUGGGCCAUGAGCAGCGUGCCAGAGACUGCAUCUUGACGUGGGUGCCUAUGAUGAGCCGAGAGGAGCCUCCAAUCCCUCUCCAAGGACUGCUUGUACAGCACAUCAUGUAUUGUCUCCUUCUCGCCGAUCCGGAAAUUCAACAAAGAGCUGCUAAAGGUAACAUGAACAAUCUGACUCGGCUGUGGGAUCAAUAUAGCACUAUAACCAUGGAGUAUUUGCCCAGUCUUCAGCAGGAGUUUGACGAGCUGAAGCCGUCGCUAUUCGAACUGCUCGCAGAACAGCAGCUAUCAGAUCUGCUGCCUCCAUCGAUUCGCUAUCUUCUCGCAGUCGCUACACACCGCCAUCCCCGUUAUCUUCUCCGUGUGUUGAACUCGUACGACGAAAUAUACGCCCUCGUUUCCUUCGUCGUUGAGCGCUACUACCUCCGCACCUUUGGCGGUUCCUUUACAGAGAACUUCUACUCCCUUAAACGCGAACGUGUCCUCCGUACUAAGAAUGGCGAGAUUCCACGUGCCCAGCUGGGAGCCCCGGGUCCCGUUCGCGACGCCCUCAAGUUGCGCACAUCGGACGUCUGGAAGAACCUCUUGGUCAUGGUGGGGAUCCCUUAUCUGAAGCGCAAGCUGGACGAAGGCUAUGACAUCCAUGCCGCACCGCAGGCGUCGUUGAUCUCGAGCGGCGGGCCGCGAUAUAACCCCAGUGACGACCUGCCUCCCAACCCAACUAUCCGACAGCGUUUAGAAUACUACUAUAAAUGGUUCCUGCGGAAUGUCUAUCCGUCAGUCAAUGCGGCGUACUACUUUUCUGUUCUGGCCUUCAACCUGGCCUACCUCUUUGAUAAUACCAAAUAUUCUUCGCCUUUCCUUUGGCUGAUCGGGACUCGCAUUCGCCGUCUGGGAUCUGCAGACCAUCGCGCUAUCGCUGCUGCUCUGGAACCCAAGCCGAGCAGUGGUGGUGCUCGUUCCCGACCCGGAUCUGGCCUGUUGGGCAUGUUGAGCCCGCAGAAUCUCUACCCACAACUUCUCACGUCUCUACGCUACUUCCUCCCAGCAUCCAUCUUUGCCCUCAAAUUCCUCGAGUGGUGGCACGCGAGCGACUUUUCACGGCAGUUGGCCCGCAAAGCGACCGAGGUUCUGGAUCUCCCCGCUCCCGUGGUGGAUGGGAUGUCGGAGAGAAAGAAGCAGCAGGCAGAACAAUCGAAGAAAGAAAAGGACUCUUCCACCAAAGACCUCAAACCCGCCCUGAAACCCCGCCGUCGCAUCCAACCCCCUAUCUCAGCCGCUUCAUACCUGCCCAUUCUCACCGUUUCCCUUCCGCCAGUGGACGUGGACACCGCCAGCGCAUGUCCGAUCUGCCACAACCCACUUGCGAAUCCCACCGCGUGCCAGACCGGAUAUGUGUUUUGCUACGUGUGUAUCUUCCACUGGCUUAACGGCGAACACCAGCGACAGCUGGACUUCAUGAAUGGCGAGAGCGCUGGCGCGGAAUGGGAUGAAGAGCACGCAGAGGGGGAGGGAGAGACAGUCACUGCUGGACAGAGUCGAGAAGGGAAGUGGGAGAGUGGGAAAGGAAGAUGCCCAGUGACCGGGCGAAGAGUGCUAGGCGGGACGGAGGGUUUGCGACGAGUUUUGGUCUGA
This is a messenger RNA of Aspergillus wentii DTO 134E9, 3246 nucleotides long. It is a transcript of the gene pex12, whose product is annotated as ubiquitin-protein ligase peroxin 12. The record is from RefSeq and is a predicted model, not a curated record. Lineage: Eukaryota; Fungi; Ascomycota; Eurotiomycetes; Eurotiales; Aspergillaceae. The transcript is spliced from 6 exons. The coding region runs from base 1 to 3246 and encodes 1081 amino acids. Gene Ontology annotation, biological process: mRNA stabilization; mitochondrial gene expression; mitochondrial proton-transporting ATP synthase complex assembly. Gene Ontology annotation, cellular component: mitochondrion.